Brassica oleracea var. oleracea is the source of this 729-nucleotide messenger RNA. RefSeq lists its product as uncharacterized. The transcript has a single exon. The record is from RefSeq and is a predicted model, not a curated record. Lineage: Eukaryota; Viridiplantae; Streptophyta; Magnoliopsida; Brassicales; Brassicaceae. The coding region runs from base 1 to 729 and encodes 242 amino acids.
AUGUCGAAAAUUUAUAGUCUUGAAUUCGAAGUUCUUGAUAUCACUGGAAACAACUAUUUGGCUUGGACAUUAGAUGCCGAAUUUUCCCUUAGUGCAAAGGGACUCGAAGGUACAAUCCUAGAAGGAAAUCAAGCCGGAAAUCAAGAUAAAGCAAAGGCUAUGAUAUUCCUUCGUCAUCACCUCCAUGGGGAUCUCAAAAAUGAGUAUUUGACGGUGAAAGAUCCACAAGUCCUUUGGAAUGACUUAAAUGAAAGGUAUGAUCACCAGAAAAAUGUGAUUUUACCUAAAGCUCGUUAUGAAUGGACACAUCUGAGAUUACAAGACUUUAAGUCUGUAAGUGAUUACAACUCAGCCUUGUUCAAAAUUACUUCCAAGGUAGAGUUAUGUGGGGAGAAAAUCACGGAAGCUGAUAAGUUAGAGAAAACAUUCUCUACUUUUCAUGCAAAUAAUGUUGUCCUGCAGACACAAUACCGUGAAAAGGGAUUCCAAAAGUAUUCCCAACUUAUAUCUUGUUUCCUUGUGGCUGAGCAAAACAAUGAGCUUUUGAUGAAAAAUCAUGGACUACGUCCAACUGGUUCUGCUCCAUUCCCUGAAGUGAAUGUGACUGAACAGAACAACAAUGGCCGCAGAAAUGGCUACACUCGUGGUCGCGGUCGUGGUCGUGGUCGUGGUCGUGGACAUGGUCGUAGAGAUACACGUGGGCGUGGAUAUGGUCAAAUUCGAGUCUGA